GUUACAAUUUAAAGAGCUCAUGUUUUAAUGACCAUCCGUUGUUGGUUAAUUUGACUUUUUCUCGUUGAUUUUGUGCCAAACAAUUUACUGAUUAUGAGACGAUACGACACCGGAGAUUCACUCAUUUGGGAAAAUCGAAGUUUGACCUUCAUUGGGCAAGAAUGUCACAAAAUUCCUCUUUUUCUCGUCGAUUCUUUUGGACCAAAAGCCAAACGUUUGAAUCUAAGUUGCAACUGUUUGCAUACACUUUCUGGUUUGGAUCGAUUCAUCAAUUUGGAGGAAUUAAUUCUAGACAAUAACGAUUUGGAUGAUUCAGUUAACUUUCCUUACAAUAAUCGACUCACUACAUUGUCUCUUAACAAAAACAAGUUGGUUAAUCUCGAAAAACUACUCAAUAAAUUACUCAUCUCAUUCCCGAAUCUUAGGUUCCUAAGUUUACUCGGAAAUCGAGCCUGUCCUGACCAACUAUCAAAUGCCGAAGACGACGAAAAGGACUAUUAUAGAUACAAGUUAUUUGUGUUGUCCAAACUUCCAAGGCUUAAAUUUCUUGAUUCUUCAGUAUUAACCAAAACUGAGAAACGUGAAGCUGCAAGAAUUGGAUCUUACAUGAAGGUCAUCCGACCUGACGAUGAACUUUUCAAUGAAGCUCAAAACGAUUGUGACUAUUUACCUUAUUCACCUUUACCAGCAACCGAUGAUCAAGUAAUUCCUAAAGGAGCUUAUGGACGACUCAAGUAUAAAUACACAGGAAAACAUUCUGAAGGGAAUCGAUUCAUUCGUAACAGCCAUUUAUAAAAUCGUUGAUAAAACCAAUUGACUUGCGAAAAUUUGAUUUAAAAUCAACAACAACAAACUAAAUCAACAUUCAAUGUUAAUCUAUUUUUAUAUUACAAAUGCAAUUCAACCAAUUUGUAUUUCGUUGUAAUUUUUUUUUAUAUAUACACAACCUGAUUUGAUUUUCCAAUGGUAGACAAAUGAUAUUAUAAUAAUAAUAUUAGGCAAUAAUCAUCAAGAGUAAAGAUUGAUAAUAGAAAACAAAUUAACAAUUAUAACAACUAUCGAUUGAGAAUCAAUUACUUGAUCGUAAUUCAAUGUCACUCCCUCUAAACAAAAAUCUCACUAAACUGUCAUAGGAAAAUCUUGUCAACACCAAUGGUAUUUUAAUGGAAAUUUAAUCAAUUUAUUCUGUUAAUUAAUAACCAGUUAAUUUGUAUUCUCUGAAAGAAAAUUACAAUCUUCCAUUACAAUUAAACAUCAAGCUCGAUAAUCAUCAAUUAUCCUUAUUGAUAUUUGUU
This is a messenger RNA of Panonychus citri (citrus red mite), 1295 nucleotides long. Its product is annotated as leucine-rich melanocyte differentiation-associated protein-like. The transcript has 6 exons. The coding region runs from base 94 to 795 and encodes 233 amino acids. NCBI's taxonomy places the organism in Eukaryota, Metazoa, Arthropoda, Arachnida, Trombidiformes, Tetranychidae. The record is from RefSeq and is a predicted model, not a curated record. Gene Ontology annotation, biological process: melanocyte differentiation.